GUCUUCUCCGUCUAUAAGUUUCUGCCACGUCUGAACGCAGAGGCCAUCUCUCAUCUGCUACAAUCAGUACAGUACAGUAAAGAUGGGAACUUUUUCUCCAUCACUUGCUAUAGGACCUGGAUGUUUGAAUUGUGGGGCUGCGGAAUUAUCUAAAUUGAUGGCUGGCACUCAUCAUAGAACUGUACAGAGUAUUGAUAGAAUAGAUGUAGGAACAAGGUGGUUGUUUGGAGAAAUUGCACACAAUGUUAUGAAAUCUCCUUAUCAAAGUCGUGAUCUGAAAACAUUUGCUGCAUCACGAGUUUCUGUUGAUCAAACUGAACAUCUGUUCACCAGUACUAGUCUAGUUGAAGAUGAAGUUAGAAAGCUAACAACGUAUCUCUUCAGGACAGAAGUUGGUGGAGAGGUGAAGGUUUUGGUUGGAAAGAUAAGUGUCAAACAUGUGGUAAAUAUUGAAGUCUCAUCCUUGCAGUUGUCUAGGAAUGACAGUCUGGUGCUAAGUUGGGGUAUACAUAGAUCUGAUCAAGAUCCUAAAACUAAGAUGGUUGAAACCCCAUUUAUACCAAGGUCUUUUGGUAGGUUGGCACUUGAGGUGGAGUUUGAAGCAAAAGAAGCUCCACUCUAUUUCUCAUUUCUGCUAAAACAUUCAUCAGAUGCAGAUUCAAGCAUAUCAGAGAUCAGGAGUCAUAGGAAGACGCAUUUCUGUGUGCCAGUUGGUUUUAAUCCAGGUUGUCCUGCUCCAUUGGGUGUGUCAUUUUCAAGUGAUGGAUCCAUGAACUUUGCCAUUUUCUCCAGGAAUGCUAAGAGUUUGGUUCUUUGCCUGUAUGAUGAUACUACGUUAGAGAAGCCCGCAUUGGAGCUUGAUCUCGAUCCCUACGUCAAUCGAUCUGGUGAUGUUUGGCAUGCCUCCAUAGAUGGUGCCUGGAAUUUUGUGAGCUAUGGUUAUCGUUGCAAGGGAGAUGGAAAGGGAUUUCAAGCAGAGCGUGUCCUUUUGGAUCCAUAUGCUAAAAUUGUCGGCAGUUCGAUUCCUAGUCAGCAUGAGUCUGGUUUGCUUUUGAAAUAUCUUGGCCGGCUAUGCAAGGAACCUGCUUUUGAUUGGGGUGGUGAUGUUAGACCAAACUUACCUAUGGAAAGAUUAGUGGUUUAUCAGCUGAAUGUGAUGCGUUUUACUGAACACAAGUCCAGUAACCUACCUGCUGAUGUGGCCGGGACCUUCUUGGGUGUAACUGAUAAGGUGCAGCACUUAAAAGAUCUUGGCAUGAAUGCAAUCUUAUUAGAGCCGAUAUUCACAUUUGAUGAGCAAAAAGGACCCUAUUUCCCAUGUCAUUUCUUUUCACCAACAAACCUCUAUGGGCCUUCCAAUGGUUCUGUAUCUGCUAUUAACUCAAUGAAGGAAAUGGUGAAGAAAUUGCAUGCUAAUGGAAUAGAGGUCUUUCUGGAAGUUGUUUUCACAGCUACUGCUGAGGGUGGGGCCCUGCAAGGAAUUGAUGAUGCAUCAUAUUAUUACGGGAAUAAAAUGAAAGAGUUGGGAGCAAAAAAUGCUAUGAAUUGUAACUAUUUUAUUGUCCAACAGAUGAUUUUAGACAGUCUCCGGCAUUGGGUGACCGAGUUUCACAUUGAUGGCUUCUGUUUCAUCAAUGCUUCGUUUCUGUUGAGAGGGUUCCAUGGUGAAUACUUGUCUCGGCCUCCUUUGGUUGAGGCAAUUGCUUUUGAUCCACUACUCUCUAAGACCAAGAUCAUUGCAGAUUGCUGGGAUCCACAUGAAAUGGUGUCAAAGGAAAUCCAUUUUCCUCAUUGGAAAAAAUGGGCGGAGAUGAACACAAAGUUCUGUGCAGAUGUGAGGAACUUUCUAAGGGGUGAGGGUGCCAUUAGUGACCUUGCAACACGGCUUUGUGGUAGUGGUGACAUAUUCUCAGACGGGCGAGGCCCAGCAUUUUCUUUCAAUUUUAUUGCAAAAAAUUUUGGACUUACUCUUGUGGACUUGGUCAGCUUUAGUAUGACUGAGUUGGCUUCAGAAUUAAGUUGGAACUGUGGGGAAGAAGGACCUACAACUAAACCUGCUGUCCUUGAAAGAAGACUCAAACAAAUUCGGAAUUUCCUCUUCAUUUUAUUUGUUUCACUGGGGGUUCCUAUUCUUAACAUGGGAGAUGAAUGUGGCCAAUCUUCUGGUGGUUCCCCAUCGUAUGGCAGCAGAAAGCUUUUUGAUUGGAAUGCUCUGACAACAGGGUUUGGCAUUCAAAUCUUACAGUUUAUCUCAUUUUUGAGUUUAAUUAGAAGCAGACGAAGUGACCUUCUGCAGAAGAGGAACUUCUUGAAAGAAGAAAAUAUUGUAUGGCAUGGAAGGAACGGGUCUCCACCAGGAUGGGAAAAUCCCUCCUGCAAAUUUCUGGCAAUGACUCUGAAGGCUGACAAACCAGAGAGUGAGUCUAGCUCUGAGGAUUCUGAAGUGAUGGGUGAUCUGUUCAUUGCCUUCAAUGCAGCCAAACAUUCUGAGAGUGUUAUUCUACCCUUACCUCCAGAAGGCAUGGCCUGGCAUCGUUUAGUUGACACAUCUCUACCGUUCCCAGGGUUUUUCUCAGUUAAUGGCACGCCCGUCCCUGAGCAAAUGGUGGGAUUAGUUACUUACGAAAUGAAGUCUCACAGUUGCUCCUUGUUUGAAGCCAGAUUGCAGCGAACUCCACUGUCAAUCGAGCUUUAAGGUGCAACGUUUUUGUUUAUUCUCCUGUGCAGAGUAUUCUGUGUAUAAAAUAAAAAGCAUAAGGCCUGUAUAAAAUAAAAGGCAUGAGGCCGGCGCACCAAUGAAGAUGAUACUCGGCAAUUAAAGAUGUAUAUACGUAUCAGUUUGUUGUCAAUAAAAUCAUCAUCUAGUU
Molecule: messenger RNA, 2867 nt
Organism: Rubroshorea leprosula
Lineage: Eukaryota; Viridiplantae; Streptophyta; Magnoliopsida; Malvales; Dipterocarpaceae
Source: the annotation of a GenBank genome assembly